This is a messenger RNA of Anguilla rostrata (American eel), 3324 nucleotides long. Its product is annotated as AFG3-like protein 2. The coding region runs from base 138 to 2552 and encodes 804 amino acids. Gene Ontology annotation, cellular component: membrane; m-AAA complex. Gene Ontology annotation, molecular function: zinc ion binding; metalloendopeptidase activity; ATP-dependent peptidase activity. The record is from RefSeq and is a predicted model, not a curated record. Gene Ontology annotation, biological process: mitochondrial protein processing. The transcript has 17 exons. NCBI's taxonomy places the organism in Eukaryota, Metazoa, Chordata, Actinopteri, Anguilliformes, Anguillidae.
CCAAACGUGAUGACGUUUGGAGAACAACAUGGCUGAGGGAGGCAGAAGUAGCUUUCAUAAUAUUAAUACAACAAUAGAAAAGACAGACGAUUCAGAUGUAGACUUUAGUGGGAUAAAUACCACCGCGUAGUGUAAAUAUGGCCCAUCGUUAUCUCUUUCUGUCGAGGGGCUGUGGGAAUUUGUUAAAAAGCAUAUUAUCACCAAAUAGCGUCAGACAAGCACGGCUUGUGGUCUCAGGACAUGCUGACAGUCUGCUUGCUGUGAAAAGGGGAGGGGUGAUUACCAAUGUCUUAGGUGCACAUAGAAGAUUCUUGUGUUCAAAGCCUCCUAAAGGAUUCGAGAAGUACUUCCCCAAUGGAAAAAAUGGCCCCAGAACCAGUGAGCCCAAACCAGAGGCUAAAGAGGCCACUCCGACAAAUGGGCAUAGCGCCAAUGGGAGAUCGGCUAAAGGCGGAGGCGGAGGCACUUCAGGAGGCGGAGGAAAGAAAGGGGAAAGGAAGGAGGACUCUACCUGGUGGAGUAGAUUGCAGAAGGGGGAUGUGCCUUGGGACGAUAAGGAUUUCCGGUUCUACUUUCUCAGUGGGGUAGCCUUCUGGACAGCGGUCAGCUACUACUUCAUUUUCCGAAAUGCUGGCAGUGAGGUCACCUGGAAGGACUUUGUCAAUAAUUAUCUCUCCAAAGGAGUUGUGGACAGACUGGAGGUGAUUAACAAACGCUAUGUCAGAGUAAUCUUCCCCCCUGGAAAGAUGCCAGUUGAUGGACAAUACGUGUGGUUCAACAUCGGCAGCGUGGACACGUUUGAGCGCAAUCUGGAGACGGCACAUGCUGAGAUGGGCAUCGAGGGAGAGAACAGGUUGCCUGUGGUCUACUCUACAGAGAGCGAUGGGUCAUUUCUGUUGAACAUGCUCCCCACGGUGCUGAUCAUUGGGUUCCUGCUGUACACGCUACGGCGGGGCCCUGCGGGGGGCGGGCGCCCUGGCCGAGGCAUGGGCGGGCUCUUCAGCGUGGGCGAGACCACCGCCAAGGUGCUGCGCAACGAAAUCGACAUCAAGUUCAAAGACGUGGCGGGCUGCGAGGAGGCCAAGCUGGAGAUCAUGGAGUUCGUCAACUUCCUGAAGAACCCCAAGCAGUACCAGGACCUGGGGGCUAAGAUCCCCAAGGGAGCCAUUUUGACAGGACCUCCUGGCACCGGGAAGACUCUGCUAGCCAAGGCCACCGCCGGAGAGGCCAACGUCCCCUUUAUCACUGUUAAUGGCUCUGAAUUCCUGGAGAUGUUUGUGGGUGUGGGGCCAGCCAGGGUGCGGGACUUGUUUGUGAUGGCCAGGAAGAAUGCCCCCUGCAUCCUGUUCAUCGACGAGAUCGAUGCGGUCGGGCGCAAACGGGGGCGGGGCAACUUUGGGGGCCAGAGCGAGCAAGAGAACACCCUAAACCAGCUGCUGGUGGAGAUGGACGGGUUCAACACAACUACAAACGUUGUGGUGCUGGCAGGGACCAAUCGGCCUGACAUUCUGGACCCGGCGCUUAUGAGGCCUGGGCGCUUCGACAGGCAAAUAUACAUUGGACACCCUGACAUUAAGGGUCGGGCCUCCAUAUUCAAAGUGCACCUUCGGCCCUUGAAGUUGGACGCAGCCAUGAAUAAGGACUCGCUGGCCAGAAAGAUGGCUGCAUUAACACCAGGCUUCUCUGGUGCCGACAUUGCUAAUGUCUGUAAUGAGGCCGCGCUGAUUGCAGCUAGACACCUCUCAGAUGCCAUCUGCCAGAAACACUUUGAGCAGGCCAUCGAACGUGUGAUAGGAGGUCUUGAGAAGAAGACUCAGGUCCUUCAGCCCGAGGAGAAGAAGACUGUGGCAUACCAUGAGGCCGGGCAUGCAGUCGCAGGCUGGUACCUGGAGCAUGCAGACCCCCUGCUGAAGGUGUCUAUCAUUCCGCGGGGGAAGGGGCUAGGCUAUGCCCAGUAUCUGCCCAAGGAACAGUAUCUGUACACGAAGGAGCAGCUGCUGGACCGCAUGUGCAUGACAUUGGGCGGGCGUGUCGCUGAAGAAAUAUUCUUUGGCAGAAUCACCACCGGAGCACAGGAUGACCUGAGGAAGGUCACACAGAGCGCCUACGCUCAGAUCGUCCAGUUUGGGAUGAAUGAGAAGGUGGGUCAGGUGUCAUUCGACAUCCCACGGCAGGGCGAGAUUGUGCUGGAGAAGCCCUACAGCGAGGAAACUGCACGUCUCAUUGACACAGAGGUGCGCCACCUCAUCAACACUGCCUAUGAGCGCACCCAGGCCUUACUCUCCCAGAAGAAGGCUGAGGUGGAGAAGGUGGCUCUGCGACUUUUGGAGAAAGAGGUUCUGGACAAAAGUGACAUGGUGGAGCUUCUUGGGCAACGUCCAUUUGCAGAGAAGUCAACCUAUGAAGAGUUUGUGGAGGGCACGGGGGGUAUGGAGGAGGACACCACCCUGCCCGAGGGGUUGAAGGACUGGAACAAGGAGCGCGAAACGGAGAAGGAGGAGAGCACAGAGGAGCAGAUCGCUCGACAGAUCACCGGCGGAAUGCCCUUUUGAACUCCUCCCAUGGCCCAGGCUGUGGGAUAGGGCAUGGCUUCAUCUUCUCACGGAAGCCCAGACUCAGGGUAUGUCGUCACUUGAUAAUAAGUGUUUAUGUUUACUUUCAUGUUGUGGAAUACAGAUAAAAUAUUUAAAAUGUUUGGCUGCUUUGUGGAAAAAUGUGUCAUUUGAAGAACAUUUUUUUUGCUAAUUUAAUCUGCUUCUGUGAAGUAGACAAGUCUGUGAAUGCCAUUGUAUAAAUUUGAGCUAUUACUAUAAACACACAAAUGAAGUGCAUUCUUCAGAACGAAGAAAGCUAGUUUAAUGUAUGAUAUGAUACAAAGUAUAGCUUGCCUGGCAGUGGAGCAGUUGCUGUUUUUAAGCAGACAUCAGUCCUUAGACAUCAUAUUGUAUGCGAGUGAUCGUAAUGGCUAAUGCAUCAUUGUGCAGGUAAUAUAACGAUUGUGAUCAUUUGACAACACGACAACACAGACAUGCUACCCUGCUUCUGGCACAUCUCACUGCCUUGCUGUACAGACUUGGCUCUGACCUGAGGACAGUCAUCAGAUGUCCGUCAUUCAAAUCUACAUCCCGAACGUUCCCUGUCCCUUGAAGGGCAGUUUAAGUCUCACCUGCUAUAGGAAGCCUAUCUGUUGUUUUAAUUAGUUAAAUGAUGCACUAAUUACACCACUGGUUGUAUGGAUUUGGAUAUGAUGUAUGGAUUUGGAUUAACGCUAUUUCUUGGAGGAAUAAAAAUCAACAGGCCUUCAUUAAAGCCAGAUAUUCUGUC